AACCUCCUUAAUUAAGCUAGAGCUAAUAAUUAACCUCACUAAAUAUAUUCAAUGCUUCUCUUUCUCCAUCGCCUCUAUAAAACCAUUCUCCUCGCAGGAGAAAUAAUGAAAGGUUAAGAGACAUUAAAAUAAAAACCCAAAUAAUUUCAAAAUAUUUUUUUAGAUAAUAUUUUGAUCGGAUGGGGUUCUUACACAAGCUGUGGGAUGACACGGUGGCCGGACCAACUCCAGAAAAUGGUCUGGGAAAAUUGAGAAAGCAUGUUUCAUUAGCCACUGUCCAAUCUCCUCCUCUCUCCACCGAUCAAGUCACAAGAAGCAUUGUCGUUACCAAGGGGAAUAACAAUGUUCGUGGGCUCCGGAAAUUGAAGAUGGGUCCGGGUCGUGCUCCGGAUUCUCCGACCGGGUCAAGGAGCACCCCGAGAACGCCUCUAACCCCUGGGACACCAUGUGAUAAUUUUGGACCAUUCAGCGCCGAUAAAACCCCAUCCGCUGGUGAAGUUGAUGCCUCGAGUUUCACUACUUAUGAAUGGAUUGUGAUAAACGCAUUGGACCGUUGAAGAGAAAGAGAAGAAAGUUCUACGGGUUUUUGUGUGUAAAUAUUAAUAACCUAUGCAUGUAAUAUGCAAAAAUUUACUGAUAUGGUAACUGUUAAAUAAUGUCUCUUUUUAACAAUGAUUUAGUAUUAUAUAACAAACCAUAAAAUUAUUACAACUAUUACAUAAAUCAAAAGAUAAAUACUUGGACCAAGUUGACCAUUACAAAACCACGAUAUAAGACACUACCUCCCUCUCAGACAAACAACAUGUCUAGACCCCAGGAAAUUUGGAACCCAAACCCAACCCCCUUUUAUUUCAACGUUAUUUUAUUGCUUGGCAUACAAGCCAAGUAAGACUCAUAGGUUACAAACCAAGAAGCAUACAUAUAGAAUCAACGACUUCAAAUGAGAGACACACAUACAUAAGAGACUCUGAACAAGGUCUAGAAAAA
This is a messenger RNA of Raphanus sativus (radish), 987 nucleotides long. RefSeq names its product dormancy-associated protein homolog 4. The coding region runs from base 180 to 557 and encodes 125 amino acids. NCBI's taxonomy places the organism in Eukaryota, Viridiplantae, Streptophyta, Magnoliopsida, Brassicales, Brassicaceae. The transcript is spliced from 3 exons. The record is from RefSeq and is a predicted model, not a curated record.